Molecule: messenger RNA, 1080 nt
Organism: Aphis gossypii (cotton aphid)
Lineage: Eukaryota; Metazoa; Arthropoda; Insecta; Hemiptera; Aphididae
Gene: tun
Product: protein N-terminal glutamine amidohydrolase
Exons: 5
Coding region: 225-821 (198 amino acids)
Cellular component (GO): cytosol; nucleus
Molecular function (GO): protein-N-terminal asparagine amidohydrolase activity; protein-N-terminal glutamine amidohydrolase activity
Source: RefSeq, a predicted model, not a curated record
AUAUACCAUUUAUGGAGGUAUUUUACUGAGAUUACCGAGUUCCAUGACGAUGACGAUGCAUAAUUACACAAAGCCGUGCAUCAGCAUCUGGUUGUUAUUGAGUAUUGAUAUAAUGACGAUUGUGUCCUAAGGAAACUAGGAAAUAUUAUAUUUAAGUUUUCGCUGCCUUCGGUCUUACCUACUUGACGACCGUUUAGCGACAACAGAAUCUGAACGGCUGAGAGAUGAGUUCGGAAUCGGAACCGUCGUCGAAUUUGAUAAUUCCUCAGAGAUCUGAUUGCAUGUACACAGCAUGCUUCUGCGAAGAAAAUAUUUGGCAACUAGCAAAACUGAUACUGGAAACAAACAAAUCCAAUCCAAACGUGAAAUGUUACGUUAUUUUUGUCUCCAACUAUACUAAAUGCGUACACUUGUGGAAUCAAAACAGUAGCCAUAAUGAAGGACUUAUGUUUUGGGAUUACCAUGUGUUUUUGAUCGUUCAGCAUCUUGAUGACACUUUGGUUUUUGACAUGGACACUAGAUUGCAAUUCCCUGUUCCUUUUCAACAAUACGCUAAGGAAUCUAUUAGAGAGGAAUUUAAGGAAUCUCAUUCCAAGCGCUAUUUUAAAGUCGUUGAUGGUGAUGUAUAUGUGUCAAAAUUUUCAUCGGACAGAAACCACAUGGUAGACAUUGAUGGUGGUUGGAUGUCACCACCACCUCCAUAUCCUCCAAUUUUAAAUGAAGAAAAAGUUCACAAUUUGGAUAAUUUUAUAUCAAUGGAUCCUUCAAACGAAUUUGGACCUGUACUGAAUCUUGAGGAAUUUAAAGCUAGAUUUUCUUAAUUAUGCUUAUUACAUAAUGUGCCGUUUAACUUUUAAUUGACAAAUCUCAUUUUAUUCAUAUUAAGUAUUAUACUAUUUUACCAUAAUUGGAUAUUACUUUCAAGUUUAAUUGAAAGUUUGCUUUAUUCUAUUCUAUUUAUAUUUUAAGUUAUUAACAAAAACAAAAUAGCUUAUUUUUAGGCUAAUUUUAAAAUUUGAAUCAAGGUUUUUAUUUGUUUAAAUUGAAGUUUGAGUUAACAAUAUACAUGAUACUAAAUUA